Messenger RNA from Oryzias melastigma (Indian medaka), 1117 nucleotides. Its product is annotated as protocadherin beta-1. The record is from RefSeq and is a predicted model, not a curated record. Gene Ontology annotation, molecular function: calcium ion binding. Gene Ontology annotation, cellular component: plasma membrane. NCBI's taxonomy places the organism in Eukaryota, Metazoa, Chordata, Actinopteri, Beloniformes, Adrianichthyidae. Gene Ontology annotation, biological process: homophilic cell-cell adhesion.
AAUUACUUAGGGUUUUGUUUAUUUUUUAACUUUAAAAAGACGGAAUGAAUCAUCUAUUUCAGAAUUCAUUUGAAAGUAUAAAUCUGCUUAGUGUUUUGUUUGUUUUUUUAAGUAAAACAUAUGCAAGUGAGUGAUUGUUUUUUAAAUUGAGAUUUUUUGCCAAUGGAUGAAAUUUCCCCUUCAUGAUCUGGUUUUCUCCUGAAAUUGACAUCCUUGGUCACAUUGUGCAGUAUUAUGGUUUGGACUCAUAGCGACGCUGUUGACCAAAGUGUGAAUGGCUGGGUGCGUUUUGAUUCACCGCAUGAGCAGUUUAUCUACCACGUAAUGCAGUGUUGAGAGGAAAGACGACGGUGGAACCAUUUUACCAGAGGAUUGUGAUCACAAAGACAUCUUUUUUUUUAUUGAAAAUUCAUUUUUUAAUCAUCCGCGGAUCUCAGUUUAUCUUUGUAUGAGCUUUGAUUUUUCUAUCGGUUGCUAUUUGGGAGAUUUGUUGGAUUCUUGGAGGAAAAAAGGUCGGACAGAACAAUGAAUCCGCGGCUCCUGUUGUUCGUGUGUCUGCUCUCCCUCGCCUCCGUGCGGGGACAGGUCAGUUACUCGAUUCCAGAGGAAAUGCCGAAAGGAUCGCUGGUGGGAAACAUCGCUCAGGAUUUAGGUUUGGAAAUGAAACGUUUGAUUUCUGGAAAAGCGAAAAUCUACAGCAGGAACAGCGGAGAAUACGUGGAGCUGAACAGAGAACGAGGAGUCCUGCUCGUUAAAGAGAGGAUCGACAGAGAGGCGCUGUGUGCGGAGACUGCGCUCUGUGCUUUACAUUUUCAGAUCAUUUUAGAGAACCCGAUUGAAUUUUACACGGUGAAUAUUCAAAUAGAUGAUGUUAAUGAUAAUGCACCAAUAUUCGAAAAAUCUGAAAUGAAUUUUAAAAUCAGCGAGUCCGCAGUGAUCGGAGCAAAAUUUGUGCUCGAGAGGGCUGUGGAUCUGGAUGUUGGCACAAACGAUUUACAAAACUACGUUUUAAAACCUGCCGGUCAUUUUAUUGUUAAACCGCAGAGAAACACAAACACUCAGAGAAGCGUAGAGAUGGUUUUACAGAAACCUUUAGAUCGAGAGAAAGAGGAGCAGA